CGCUGCCCGCCCGCCGUCCGCCAUGGCGCUCGGUGAGCCCGUGUUGCCCGCCUUCGCCACCUUUGCCGCCUACGCUGGCGCAGGCGCCCCGCAGGAGCGCUGGCCGCGCCCCGAGCCCGACGCGCCCGACGACGACCUGAACAGCGUGAUCGACUUCAUCCUGUCCAUGGGGGUCGAGGCGCCGCCCGCGCCGCCGCUGGCGCCCGAGCUGCUGCCCGGCUGCGCCCCGGGGCCCGCGCGCGUCAAGGCCGAGCCCCCCGACGGCGACCCCGGUGCCUACGGCCGCGCAGCCCCGAUGCUGGGCGCGCCCGAGUCGCCACCGCUCAGCCCCGCCGGGGUCCCCUUCGCGCCGCCCUUCGCCGCGCCCGGCUUACCCGUGCAUCCCGGGCUGCGCUUCCCGCCCGGCCCCGCCGGCUUCGCGCGCUUCGAGGACGCGGCCGCCGCGCUGCGCCUGGGCCCCGGGCCGCGCGGCCCGCUCACGCCGCCCGCGUCGCCGCUCGAGCUGCUGGACGCCAAGCCUAAGCGCGGCCGCCGGGCCUGGCCCCGCAAGCGCAGCGCCACGCACACCUGCAGCUACGCGGGCUGCGGCAAGACCUACACCAAGAGCUCGCACCUGAAGGCGCACCUGCGCACGCACACAGGCGAGAAGCCCUACCACUGCAACUGGGACGGCUGCGGCUGGAAGUUCGCGCGCUCCGACGAGCUCACGCGCCACUACCGCAAGCACACGGGCCACCGGCCCUUCCAGUGCCACCUGUGCGACCGCGCCUUCUCGCGCUCUGACCACCUGGCGCUGCACAUGAAGCGACACAUGUAGCCGCCGGGCCCGGGCCCCAAACUGACUGGUAUUUAUUGGACCCCUAGACGGGCCGGCCGGUGGCCUCAGAGGGGUCCCCUCCUCCCCGAUGGCGACGGGAGGCCCGCGGGAGGAGAGCGACCCUCUCGACGAGUUUUGUUUUCAAAAUGGUGCAAUAAUUCCGUGUCGUGUCCUGGGACGGGUCUACACUAGGGGCUGGGACGGCGGCCCUCGUUCGUACUGUCUGGGACUUAUAAUAUUGUACAUAGGACUGGGACAGAUAUUAUUGUAUUACUGUAAAUACGGGAGACGAGUGGGCGUUCUGACCGCCUGGCUGGGUUUUUUCUAUAAGACUUGCUGUUUUUUAAUUAAAGAAAAAUUUUUGCAUCUUUUGAAAAAA
Molecule: messenger RNA, 1196 nt
Organism: Heterocephalus glaber (naked mole-rat)
Lineage: Eukaryota; Metazoa; Chordata; Mammalia; Rodentia; Bathyergidae
Gene: Klf2
Product: KLF transcription factor 2
Biological process (GO): regulation of transcription by RNA polymerase II
Molecular function (GO): RNA polymerase II cis-regulatory region sequence-specific DNA binding; DNA-binding transcription factor activity, RNA polymerase II-specific
Source: RefSeq, a predicted model, not a curated record